AUCGUGCGCCCUGCAGCCUUUAAAUGCCCCGCAGCUUUGUGCUGACCACAGCGUUCAGAGAGCACCAGCAAAGACCGCAUCCACUUAAACCAAAACCCGGAACAUUUUGAAGGAUGAAUCCCAUCAGGCGCAGAGAGUCGAUCUGCAGGAGUUUGUUUGGCCCGGUGGACCACGAUCAGCUGCGCCGGGAACUGAAGCAGAAGCUGAAGGAGAUCACCGAGCAGGACAGUCGUCGUUGGAACUUUAAUUUCCAGACAGAAACGCCGCUGGCCGGCAGGUUUCAGUGGGAGGAAAUACCCGCAGACUGCGCCGCUGCGCUCUAUCAGGAAUCCGCACAGCUGAAGGACGCAGUCUGCCCCUCUCAAACGGAGGAUGAUGACAGGCUGAGCGACAGUGAGGAAAGCAUGGGGACCGACCAGGAGAACUGCUCCAGCAUCUCCAACACACCCAAGUGUCCCGCUGAAGGGACGCCCGUCCAGAGGAAGAGGACGUUCUCAAAAGCUGCAGCCAAGCCCGGAAAGAACGCACGAAUAACAGAUUUUUUCGCAAAGAGACGGAGGACGACAGAAACAAAGAAAGCCCUGAAUCCUCUUCACACAAGUUCCAGUGAAGCAGCCCUGUGCAAAACAAUAAGAUGAAACUGCUGCUGAAAAUGAACUAUUUGUAAUUCUACACGUUUGUAUGGACUGGACCAGGCCUAUUCACUGCACCAAAGGAUUUUAUUUUAUUUUAUCUUAUUUUAUUUUAUCUUAUUUUAUCAAUUUUACUAUUUGUGAACUGGGGUAAAAUGUAACACUUUGUGUUAUUUAUUCUAUUUAUGGCCUUUUAUUUAAUGUGUUUUCAUUUUUCUUUGGUAAUCUCAGAAAUUUGUGUGUCCCCCGCUCCUCUUUUCAUCAGUGUUGUUGUUAUAAGAGCAAGAGCUGAAAAUGAAAUGAAUUUUUGUUUCUGUGUGUUUCACCAUUUUGUCGGUCUAACGUGAGGUGGUUCUGUUAAACAGAAAAGCACUAUUUUGUCCUUGUUGCUCAAAUUAAGUGAGCUCUAAAUGCCUGUAAAUGCCUACAAAUAUUGCAAUUUCAAUAAACUGUUUGAUCAGUAACACUAAUUGUCCUUUCGACUGAGUGAAUGUUAUAUUUUCUGCUGUCUGCUUGGGGAAUCUUUCCCUCCUGAUAGACGUAUACAAACAGAAGCCCAAUAAUCCAUAGUGAAAUUAAUUUGUUGAAAGA
Messenger RNA from Scatophagus argus, 1223 nucleotides. It is a transcript of the gene cdkn1ca, whose product is annotated as cyclin-dependent kinase inhibitor 1Ca. The record is from RefSeq and is a predicted model, not a curated record. Bases 114 to 638 code for a protein of 174 amino acids. The transcript has 2 exons. Gene Ontology annotation, cellular component: nucleus. Lineage: Eukaryota; Metazoa; Chordata; Actinopteri; Scatophagidae. Gene Ontology annotation, molecular function: cyclin-dependent protein serine/threonine kinase inhibitor activity. Gene Ontology annotation, biological process: regulation of cell cycle.